UCCUGUGACCGGCGGGGGACAGAGGUGACUCAGUGUCCUCUGGGGAGCCCUUGUUUCUGUGAUUCGAGGACGGGACAGUGUCCCUGCAGGAGGGGGGUGGUGGGCAUCCUCUGUGAUGCGUGUGAGGACGGAUACUGGAACCUGGAUGGAGCAUCAGGGUGUCAACCCUGCAGCUGUGAUCGUCUUAACUCUUUCUCCAACACCUGCAACAAGGUGACGGGACAGUGUCCGUGCCGUCUUGAGUUUGGAGGAAGACAGUGUGACGAAUGUGGAGAGAAUCAUUUUGGGAAUCCAGAUCUGCAGUGCAUCUCUUGUGACUGUAACAUGGAGGGAACGGAGCGACCGUCAUGUGACCCUGAAACCGGGGAGUGUAUCUGUCGGACUGGCAUCACUGGUAUCUUCUGUGAUGAGUGCGCCCCGGGCUACAGCUCAGCGUUUCCAGCCUGCGAGGAGUGCCACCCCUGCACCGCCCUCUGGGCCGAAAAUGUCACAGAUGUCCAGCGAGCCGUGCAAAGGAUGAGAACUUUGAUCCCUCGCCAGAGCCACGACCUGCUGCCCACAGACGGUCACCGGCAGUGGAUGCUGGAGAUGCACUCCAAGCUGGACGGCCUCUGCAACCUGACGGGCCUCUCCCCACCGAAGGUGAAGCAGGUGGAGAAACAAUAUAUGAUUAUUGGGAAGCUAAAAGACGCCAUCGGCCUGAACUUGAUCCUGAUCGACCCGUCUCCUCUCCUCAACACUGAAAUCGACAACAUUCGUUUGGAGUUUAUGAAGCAGCUGAACAACCUGAAGGAGAAACUCAUGGAUGAUCCAGACCAUGCAGAUGAAGACCUAGAGGAGCUGCAGGAUGAGAUCCAGAGGCUUCAUACAGCCUUCAUGUCGGAUGAGAAGAGGGUCAGAAAUGCCAACAAAGCUCUGGAGCACUCAAUGGACACCAGACAGGAAGUCAAACUCAAACUGAGCAUGUGCAGCAGCAGAGACCUAGUGCUGCUGGAGAGGAAGGUCAAAGAGCUAAGCGCAGUCAACCUUAACCUAAAGAUCUGUGGAGGACAAGGUCUGGAGGACUGUUCUGGAUGUGGUGGAGCUUUGUGUGGUCUGAAUCUGGGAAAAAGGAAAUGUGGCGAUCUAAACUGUGAUGGAGUACUUUCUGUCAGUCAGAUGGCUUCAGAGACGGCAGAGAGAGUGAAGGACAAGCUCAUCCUACUCCCAGCCAGACUGCAGGAGUCUAACAGCAAGAUCAAUGAUGGCAAACAGGCGGCUCGGGACACCAAAGACCUGCAGCACCGGAUCAAUGACAACAUGGACUCCUUUGAGAGAGAGAAGAAGAAAACCAAGGAUCUCAUCCUGCAAGUCAAAGACCUGAUGGAUGAGAGGGUUCCUCCAGAAGACAUUGAGAAAUUGACCCGAGCUGUUCUGGACAACCAGCUGCCACAAUCACCUAAUCAGAUCCGAACAAUGAUCAAUGAGAUCAGUAACCUGCUGGCCAGUGGCACCAAUUUCCACAACGACCUGGAGAACCUGGAGGAGCACGCCAGGACUACCCAAGACCUGCUGCAGAAAGCUAAGCAACUCAAGGAGCAGACAAAGAACAUUGAUGUGAAAGAGAUCCGCAGAGACAUUUAUGAAGCAGAGAAAACUCAGAACAAAGCUGACAGCAACCUGGAAACAGCCAGCCAAGAUACAGACAUGACCAGAGACCAAGUCCAAGGCAUUAAAGACAAACUGAAUGAUAUUGUGACAACGCUGAUGAAUCAAAGUCCUGAAGAUAUACAGGAUGAGAUUAAAGCCCUGAAGAAGAAAACUGAACAGAACAGAGAGAUGGCCAGAGCAGCCCGAGAGGCUGCAGACUCUGCUUUAGACACUCCUGACACACAAACGGAGCUGGACCAUGUGAUGAAGCAGUUUGAGCGCUUAAAGCAGAAAAACCUGAAUGUGGCGGUUAGAGGUGAAGCUAGACUUAAGAACAUCAUGGAGGAGGCAGAAAAGAUGAAGAGACAGAUGGAGGACAAACUCAAACUGACACUAGAUCUGGAGUUAAGGAUCCAGCGGCUGAUCAAGAUUAAAGAGGACAAAGCAACUGAAGUUGACAAGUUGUUGGAGACAGUGGAUUCACUUCAACAGGAAAUCUCUAAACGAGCAGAAGGAUACAUCAGCUGUACCGCAUAAAUACUACUGAGUACUACACACUGAAAUACUGGGGAGUUUUUCCUUAUCUGAAUCGAGGGUCUUAGGCCAGAGGGUGUUGUAUACUUUACAGCAGGUGUCAAGUUAAAACCACUUGUGAGGGUGCCUGGUUAGCUCAGCCAGUAGUGCACAGGCCUCUCAAUCCGAGGUUUGUGUGUUUGACUCCAACAUUGCGGGAAUUUAUUUUCCCUCUUCUACAAAUUAACUAGGAAAAGACUGUUUCACAUACUCACAAUAAAGUAUGUGCUGUAGUGUGUGCGUACCGGCGGUUGAUCCACAUCCAUCAACCUAAGGACUGAUUUUCAUUUCCCAGUAUCUUCAGAAGGGGAAAGUCCUGCGCUGAACUGAUCAGUCUGGUAUUUUUAUAGAUUUGUUUUAUUGUAAAUCCAAUAAAAAGACUAGGACUGUGUGAAAUUGGUGGCCUGUACUAUGAAGCGAGGGAACUGGCUUGUCCAGGUAACUUCAAGUGUAACUUCCUGAUUAACCCGUACUACGAAAGGUGGAUAGGUGUUAACCGAGGUCUGUUGCCAUGGCAAUUUACGCCGCAUCUCUAAACUGUUCCGAGCAGGUUUUGUUGAUGCUUAACUCGAGGUUACUCUGCAGGUGGACUACACACCACAUCUGUACUCAGUGUUAAUGAUGAGAAGUAGGAUAUUAAUACACACCACUUCAUAAAAUAUGUUUAGAUUUCAUCCUGACUUGUUCCACUGCGGUUGCGGCUGAAAUGAAAUUAUUUAUGUUCAGACAGCGAGCUCUGCAGCCUCGGAGAUUUUAGAGAGGAAUCUUAAUUAACGGGACAGUUUCUGAGAUGUAGCCCAUCUGUAGUCUAUAAUUGGAUUCUCCUAAGUGUUUUCACAUAUUUAGAUUGACUAUUUUACAUGUCCAAAAAACAGGGAGCCAGGGUCGGGGUUAAAAGAAAAAUCGUCACAAAUAAUAUUACAAUGGACCUUAUGUGCAGUUGUACCUUUACAUUUUAAUCAUAUUACACAUAAAAGAAGAGCCCAUAAAAUACAUAAUAGAGAUUUGAACUACAAUAAGAACACUGAAGAUAAUUAGGCUACAAAUUAACUCAAUGCGAUGCCAACAAGCCUCCCUGAAUUUGUCGGCUGCCGCGAUAUUAGAUUUAGCCGUUAACUUGUCUUUACAUUCCUCAUAUCCUAACACAAACAACGUGCAUUCCUCUGGAGAAACACUGAGCAUGAGCCGUUGCAAAAAAGUCUGCCUGCGCGGCCGAACACGACCAUUUUAUGUGAACGCACACCAACACCAAUUUAGUUAACACUGACUCAACUGACCAACAUCUUCUCCACCGUCGUAGUUUGACUCCACGGAUUACCCCGAGUUAACUCUGAGUAGGUUGAAGUCCCUUCGUAGUACAGGCCACUGGUGUUACCCAUGGAUAAAGUUUAGGACCCUUGUUGUUACAUCGAUGAUCUGCUUAAUGUUUGUAAAGUGACGUCUGAUAUUGUAGUUGGAAACAACACACUUUUACGGUCACAGAAACCUGAAUAUCCUCACUGUCAGUCUAAAUAAUUUACUUACUCUGGUGCAGGGCAAUAAGUUUGUAUGUGUGUAUGUGAUUGCUUAAACAAGUUGCCUAAAACAGGACUUCAUAUAAAUUUCCUCGGGCGUAUUAAAAUGCAGUUUAUUAAUAUAAAUCUAAAGAGACCAUACAGAGACUAAAAUCCCUUAUACACAUUUUGUUAUGAUAGAAUUUUAGAAUAAAAUGCACAAUAACCUGUUGGUAAUGUGUUUUUCUGUGUUUGAACUAACCUGUCUGCUGUAAACCAUCUUCAAACCUGAGACUCUUCUAUUGGUCUGAUGAUU
Messenger RNA from Micropterus dolomieu (smallmouth bass), 4011 nucleotides. RefSeq names its product laminin subunit beta-4-like. NCBI's taxonomy places the organism in Eukaryota, Metazoa, Chordata, Actinopteri, Centrarchiformes, Centrarchidae. The transcript has 12 exons. Bases 325 to 2166 code for a protein of 613 amino acids. The record is from RefSeq and is a predicted model, not a curated record.